UGUUCUGGUCCUUCAUUCCGUCGCGAAACCUUGUCUGGGUUGCACGUCAAUUUAAUCAUAUUGUGGACGCUCGCCAAAUCUAUAUUUACUGUUAGAGUCAGGAAAAGAAAAUAUUGUGAAUUAAGUGAAGUGAUUGUGAAUUUUAUUGCCCGAAUCACGCAGUUACCAUGAACUCUGGCUGGCUGGCGUGGGAGUGUAUAGUUUUCGCGGUGUUCAUAUGCGCGUCAUCAUGUUUGCCCCUCUGGAGUCGGAAGAAGGAUGCUGCAGCGGCCGGGAGUGCCAAAAGAGCCUAUAUUUUCGCUGGAGGAGGGGUGUCGGUACUCUCAAUGAUGCUGUCUGUGGCGAGAGGCACAUUGGGUGUACGGUCGUUUUUAGGGUUUCCAUCUGAGCUGGUGUACUUCGGAUCGUCAAUGUGGGAGACCCUAUAUGGAAUGAUCUUGGCGUUUCCUGUGGUCUGUUUGGUGUUUAUUCCUGUUUACUUCAGACUUCAUACAAACUCUGUCUAUCAAUAUUUAGAGAUGCGUUUCGGCUCAAAAUCAGUUCGUCGACUUGCGGCAGCUACUUUUCUACUCCGCCAAGUACUAAACCUAGCAGUUACAGUAUAUACGCCAACAGUUGCAUUACACGCAGUUCUCGGGCUACCCCACUGGGCGUCUGCCGCUGCGUUGACUGUGGUCACUGUGGUUUUUAAUUUGUUAGGCGGGUUGGCGGCAGCUAUCAGAGCUGAUGUAAUUCAAACAUUGACAAUGGUGCUUGUGAGCGGUGCCUUUAUCAUUCAAGCUACAAUCAAAUCUGGCGGACCCGCACAGGUCCUUCAAGAUAACAUUGAUGGUGGAAGAAUGAAGUUUUUCAACUUCACCUGGGAUCCAACAGUCCGCGUGGACACAUUCUCCGCCAUCAUCGGUCAGCUUUUCAUGUCCGUAUCAAUAUAUGGCUGUCAACAGACCUUCGUCCAAAGAUACUGCUCCAUGUCCAGCGAAUCUAAAGUCAGGAGGAUUCUCUUCUCGAAUGUUCCAGCAGUUUCUGUCCUCUUCAGCCUAUCCUGGGUGGUCGGGAUGGCCUUAUACUCGCUAUAUAGAUACUGUGAUCCUCUGAUGAGUGGAAGAAUCAGUGCCCCAGAUGAAGUUCUGCCGUUUUAUGUGCAAAAUCAAUUUGCUUUUCUGCCAGGAAUGCUUGGUUUGUUUUUGGGGAGUAUCUUCAAUGGAGCGCUAAGUUUUCUGGUGUCGAAUAUUAACUCGCUGUCAACUGUGACUUGGGAGGACUUCGUUUCAUCAGCACCAGCUUUCAAGGACAUCACUGACAAACAACAAUUAACUGCGAUCAAGAUUAUUGGCAUUAUCUAUUCAAUAAUUAUAAUGAUUAUGUCGCUGUUCGUACGAUUCGUCAACGGGGUGGUAGAAGCAAAUAUGCUGGUAACAUCGGCGACUUCUGGAGCGCUGCUGGGUGUGUUUUUGUUGGCAACCCUAUUCCCUAUGGCGAAUGGAAAGGGGGCAUUAUGUGGCAUGAUCGUCUCUCAUGUAUUAACAAUAUGGAUGGCGGUGGGGAGAUUGCUUUAUGUUAAUACUAAAGUAGAUAUGCUGCCACUGUCUGUUGAGAACUGUCCCAAUGCAACUGUCCGAGCACUGAAUCCGCGACCUAUGGCGGUCGUUGUCAAUGAAACACUGUCGCGUUUCGCCCCUGUCUUCGAAGCUAUUGACAGUAGUCAUAUUACAAAAGAGGCUGUUUCUGAAAACAUAGUGUUUGACAGUUUAAUGAAAUUCUACUCAAUAUCCUACAUGUGGUAUGCCGUAAUAGGGACCCUAGUCUGCGUACUUUGUGGAGUAAUCGUUGGCUAUCUAACGAACAAGGAAUCGGACAAAUUUGACGAGCGACUUCUACAUCCAUUAGUGGCGAGAAUGUCCCGCAAGUGCCCGGGAAAAUCACAUACAUUCAAAACGCCUGAUAGGGAGAGAACCUCCGAGGAAAAUGAAGCUUCUGAUAAAACAUGUGAUACAAUAGUUGAGGAUCAAAAAACUCAAACCGGACUUGCUGGUAAUAAAAUAUAUUAUAUUGAUAGUAUUGAGCCGAUGAAAACUAGGCUAUGAUAGGAUAAGGGAAUGUUGUGCCAAUUUUGUAUAUAAGUGUAUAUAAGUAGGGUGUAAUAUUUAAUUGUAUAAUAGGUUUUGUAUAUCGAAGUAUUGAUUUUAUAAAAUUUACUGUAUGUUUUUGUGGCUUGACAACCAUGACCACUAUUAACAAAGUUCCUUAAAAAAUAUAAAAUUGUUUUGUUAUGCAAAUAUUUUAUUUAGUCUUGUGUUGUAUUCACGCUAAAUCGUAGUCACUAAGCCCAUAUCACAACUUAAUUUAUGAAAGUUAAUUGUCAAAUUGACAAGUGACAAAUUAGGUGACGUGUGCAAAUUAGCUACCAGUGCAAUGUAAGGUGUUUCAGAUGCGCUCUAUAGGCAUGUUUUGUGUAUGUGUAUGAUGUAUUUAUAACCCGUAUUAUUUGAAAUUUUAAUUUUAGGGCUUUAUUCAGCUUGGCAGAAAUUAAAUUACGCGUUUUACACUGCAUUUGAUUAUCAUUCGGAGUAUAAAGUAUGCUUUAUGGUUUUAAAUUAAAUGUAGUAGUGUUUUAUCUUUAAUCUUAGUAUAAAUCGCACUUAAUGGGUAACCAGUGUAUUGUUAUAUUAAAGAUUUUAGAUAUCUAAAAAAAGACGUACUUUUUAUGGCGUAACAUAGAUAUAAAAAAGACAGUCUUAAAGACAAAAUAUUUUUUGAGUGUAAUUUAUUCCUAAUAGGAGCUGUGAAUCGUACUAAUUGAAAUGCUAAAAUCUGAUGUACAACUAAACCAAAACCUUUUCGACGUUAUCAUGGGUGAGACGCAAAUAGCCAAUGUCUAAUUACUAAGAAAAAAUUCUUUGGUAUAUUCAUUCGCGUUUUGCAAAGCGGAUCUAAAAUCUCUGACUUAAAGAAAUUUCUAACACUUCCCAGAUUUAGUUAGUAUAUUAAAAUAUUUACUCUCCUGGUGUUAGAUAAAGUGACCUUGGUUUUCGAAACUAAACAUAGAUUUUUACUAUAAAUAUAUAUGUUAUUAAGAGAGAAAAAUAAAGCGUACAUCAGAUCUAUCAUUUACCCAAUAAAAACUUAUAUAGGAUUAGUUAAGAAUUUGAACUGCAAUUAUUAUGAAUUUUAAAACGACAUAGUGAUAGUUAAUAUUAGUUUGACUGUGAUUAUACAUAAUAUAGAAUAUAGAUGCCAAAACAUGAAUAUAUAUGUUUUACGCAUGCAUGAAAAUAUAUAAAAGAAAAUGAUAGCGAUUGUUUGGAAGGUCAAGCAGGUAUAUUCUAGAAAAGUCCAUUUUAAUGUACAAAGACGGUCAGAGUCGACUAUUGUAAUUACACACUAAAUAUUGACACGCUCACAAAAUAUAAACAAAUAUGGAAGAUAUAUAAUAUACGGAACUAAGAAAUCUAAUUGAUUUAAGGAAGUAUUUAAAAUAUCUAGUUUAUGUUUUUAUUCUCUGUAACUAAAAAAUGAAACAAAUACGGCUCAUAUGUAAAUGUGUCUUUUAGUUAUAAGUGGACAAGACUGUUACGUACGAAACGUCGAGUUAUGCAAAUUGUGUAAUAAAAUGUAAUUUAUGAAUGACAUAAUGUUUAACCAUCGUAAAUCAAUCGAAUGGCACUGUUUUAAUUCCAUCUAUCUCUUUUCUCUCUGUCUCACAAUUUGAUAGAAGGAGACGAAAGAGUAUAUUAAAUUAAUUAAAAGAGUGUAAUCAGAAUUUAUUUUUUUGAAUAAGGUGGUAAAGUUUUGAAAUUAAUACAUGGAUGCCAUUGGAUACUUAGUAACUAGACGUUGUUAUGUUAAUACUAGUUAUGGGCUGUAUUGAUUUAUGUAUUAUUUAGUGAUCAUGUUGUAUGUGUUGUUGCCAUUAUGUACUUAUAUUGAUCAGUAUUACAUAUGAAUAUUUUCAGAGAAAAAUAAAGAUUUAUUUUAACGAA
Pieris rapae (cabbage white) is the source of this 3980-nucleotide messenger RNA. Its product is annotated as sodium-coupled monocarboxylate transporter 2. Lineage: Eukaryota; Metazoa; Arthropoda; Insecta; Lepidoptera; Pieridae. The record is from RefSeq and is a predicted model, not a curated record. Gene Ontology annotation, cellular component: membrane. Gene Ontology annotation, molecular function: symporter activity. The transcript has 10 exons. The coding region runs from base 168 to 2084 and encodes 638 amino acids. Gene Ontology annotation, biological process: sodium ion transport; transmembrane transport.